Messenger RNA from Rotaria sp. Silwood2, 1641 nucleotides. The record is from the annotation of a GenBank genome assembly. Lineage: Eukaryota; Metazoa; Rotifera; Eurotatoria; Philodinida; Philodinidae.
AUGACAGACAAAGUUAACGAAAAAGUUCGACCACAUAGUCAGCGUUAUCCUUUCCAAAAGCAGCAUCCACAAACAACAACACAUAUUUUGAUGAAAUACAGUGAGCGUCAUGUACCUAUUCUUUAUGGUCCACAAAUUCCUCGACGAGAUCGUGAUGAUACUCGAGAACGAUACAGUCGAGCUAUUCUCACACUUUUCGUACCUUGGCGCACCGUUACUGAUCUUUGUGGCGUCAAUCAAACAUGUGAAGAUGCUUUUAAAUCUCGACAAAAUCGUAUUUCUAUUCAUUCAUGGAAGAUCAUAGAAAAUAUUCAACUUUUACAUGAAUGUAAAAAGGACCGCGAUGAACAUUUACUUCAAGUUAUUGCUGAAGCUCAAAUUGAGAAUGAUUCAAUCGAUUCUGUUCUUUUGCCUGCAAAUCAACAUAUUGAUAGUGAAUAUGAUAUGAAUGACACCCAUUGCCAAUCUUCUUUAAAUGAAUCUAUCGAUUCUGCGAAUCAACAACUUGUACGGUUCGUUUCUGCAACAACAAAUCUUGUUCGACUAAACACAAAAUGGCAAGAACAGCUGAAAGCUGAAAAAGAACGAGUUAGACGAAGUUUAAUUACAGGCAACUAUGAUAAAGAAGAUAAUACGAUACAUUUGCAAGCUGCAAAAUAUGCCAUUGUCACAGUGCUGAAUCCAAAUAGUUAUAAUCAAAACAACUUUGACAGCUAUGGUUCGAUUCUCCCAGUUGUCUCUAUUGCAACCAACUUUCCCAAUCAAACAAGUAUUGCUGAUGAAUUUACAUUAAAUAGAGAACAACGAGCUGCUUUCAUGAUAAUAAUAAGUCAUCUUGAUGGUGAUAGUCGAUGUCGUACAGGUGAUAAUAAUGGACAACUCAUUAUGUGCAUACCUGGGUGUGGUGGUACAGGCAAAUCACAGCUUAUUCGUGCUCUCAGCAAAUACUUUCUUGUUACGAAAAGAAUGCAAGUGAUGCGAAAGCUAGCACCCACAGGAAUUGCUGCUGCUGAAAUAGGUGAUAUGACAAUUCAUUCAUUUUGGGAGGGGGGACACCGUAAUUCUGGAAAGCCACGAACUAUCAAACCAGGAGAUUUAAAACUCGAAAAAGAGUGGAGAUUCGUCGAAUAUUUAUUAAUCGAUGAAAUGAGUAUGGUUGGUUUAAAUUUACUAGCAAAACGUAAUCGAAUUAUUUGCUCUGCAAAACAUGUUGAUCCUCAAGUUCCAUUUGGUGGUGUGAAUGUUAUCUUCUUUCGUGACUACUUACAAUAUCGACCUGUUUAUGAUGCACCAUUACACACAGAUUUUUUAUUACCAUCCAAAAAGAAAUCUGGUAAGCUACCCACAGAAAAAGAAAUUCAACAACGUGUUGCACGUUCUUUAAUCCUUCAAAUCAACUGCAUUGUAAAACUUACUCAACAGAUGCGAACGGAACAUCCGCGGUAUCUUCAAUUGCUUGAACGACUCCGUCACGGUCAAUGUAAUUACGAUGAUUACGAAUUAUUGUUAACACGAGUUGUUGGACAAUCAUCAGUAGGUUUUCUACGCGAUGAACCUUGGAAUAAAGUAAGUCUUCUUUUUCGUUUUCAACAAUUUUCUAUUUUCAUCUUUUUAGGCUCCGAUUCUUGUUUUCCGAAAUGA